CGGUCCUGGUCGGUUCGCAUCGUUUGAAAUGAUUCAUUUCAAACCCGCUCGCGGCUCCCUCCCGCCUUGCGCAUCAGCGUUGUCAGUGCAAUGCCCAGCACGUAUCGAUGUAGCGCACAACCGUACAGAAGAGUUGCAUGCGGAAUGGCUCGUAGGCUAUCCGGCGACACGUAGAGAGAGGUGGUCAGAGAGCGACUCAACGCAAACCAUGGAACUCCCGAGUAUCUUGAUCCGAAAUGCGAAGGGGUCUCAGAAACAUUCGCUUCCUACUUUUUUUGAGAGCGUAGUUUGUGUUCUGCGUGGAGCUCGUUGAAGUCGCUUCCGCGGAUGCAUUUCCUCUGAUUUAACGAUAUGGCACAUGAUUCCAAGAUGGUCGUUUCCGAAGGCCCAAGUCUCUCAUUCCACUCCCGUCACUGCCUCACCAAGGGAAUCUGCUGUCGAGAGUACAACGUCUAUUGUUGGAUGAUCCGGGAUCGGUCAAGGCCACACUUCCAUCUCGUAAAUGCGUUGAUGCGCACACUCGGAGCGGAUCUAUAUGAACAAGACAUCGCUGACCGCAUCCUACUCCAGUUUGAAGGGCAAAGGCGUAGACGUUUCACAGAACGGUCUCUCUGUCAAGACAGACAAGAAGUUGGAUCGCGAGCAAUAUCUGGAUGCCACGCAACGCGGGUUUAUCAAGGCGUUCAACGCGUCUUCGGGUGGAAACCGUCCAUUGCCUGAAAGUGCAAACGAGACACCGCAUGGUAAACGGAGGUUUAGGAGGCGCGCAUAGGCAGAGGCGAUCUGUUCGGUGGAUCUGUCUCCUUUGUGGCAAUAUUGGGAUCUCGGACUCGUAUCUCUGUAUCUACUAGUCGAAGUCUUUUGCAAUGCUUUC
Messenger RNA from Dichomitus squalens LYAD-421 SS1, 874 nucleotides. RefSeq lists its product as uncharacterized. Lineage: Eukaryota; Fungi; Basidiomycota; Agaricomycetes; Polyporales; Polyporaceae. The coding region runs from base 536 to 772 and encodes 78 amino acids. The record is from RefSeq and is a predicted model, not a curated record. The transcript is spliced from 2 exons.